Messenger RNA from Epinephelus fuscoguttatus (brown-marbled grouper), 1835 nucleotides. It is a transcript of the gene slc1a5, whose product is annotated as solute carrier family 1 member 5. Gene Ontology annotation, molecular function: neutral L-amino acid transmembrane transporter activity; L-aspartate transmembrane transporter activity; symporter activity. The transcript has 9 exons. Gene Ontology annotation, biological process: L-aspartate import across plasma membrane. Gene Ontology annotation, cellular component: plasma membrane. NCBI's taxonomy places the organism in Eukaryota, Metazoa, Chordata, Actinopteri, Perciformes, Serranidae. The record is from RefSeq and is a predicted model, not a curated record. Bases 156 to 1835 code for a protein of 559 amino acids.
GUAGGCGACACUGUGAGUAACAGGAGCAUCGUGUACUCGUGCGGGGAAGCCGUCGGCGUGUGGCGACACUACUUAAAGGUACUCUCACUACAGAUUUUUUUAGAGAAGUAUUUGUGCUUUUAGGAUAAUUUCCAUAGUAACUUUUAACGCGCACAAUGGCUGAGAAGAUGGACAUGGAGAAAGGCAGGGCAGCUAACGGCGAGGCGCACCUCGAUGAGCAGCUGGCCAACGGCACCAACGGCCCCAAGAAGGGCAGCAAGGAGCCACUGGCCCAGCGGGUGAAGAGGAUAGUGAUGGCCAACUUGCUGGUGAUCCUCACCGUGGCCGGGGUCAUCAUCGGUGUUUUUAUUGGACUCGCUGUGCGCAACGCGGACCUCACCAGGACCCAGAUCAUCUACGUCGGUUUCCCCGGUGAGCUGCUCAUUAGAUUGCUGAAAAUGAUCAUCAUCCCCCUGGUAGUGUGCAGUCUGGUGUCCGGGGCUGCCAGCAUCGACCCCAAAGCCCUGGGCAAACUUGGUGGCUGGGCUAUGCUCUUCUUCCUGGUCACCACCUUAAUUGCGUCCUCCAUCGGGGUUGUGAUGGCUUACAUCCUGACACCGGGGUUGGGUUCCAUGUCCAAACCCAAGAUCCAAGGCUUGGAUGACGACGUGCCUGCCGCCAAAGAAGUCAUAGACUCCUUCUUAGAUUUGAUCAGGAACAUCUUUCCCUCCAACCUGGUGGCUGCUGCCUUUCAAUCAUAUGCAACCAGCUACAAGCUGGUAACCAGGAAUGGCACAGAUGGAAACCUUAAUAUCACAGUGGAGAAGGUGCCCUUUGGAAUCGACCAGGAUGGCAUGAAUAUUCUUGGUCUGGUCGUGUUUGCCAUUGUGUUUGGUAUAGCUUUGAGGAAGCUGGGAGAGGAAGGAGAGAUCCUCAUCAAGUUCUUCAACUCCUUCAAUGAGGCCACCAUGGUGCUGGUCUCCUGGAUCAUGUGGUACGCCCCUCUUGGUAUCAUGUUCCUUGUAGCUGGCAAGAUCGUCGAGAUGGAGGAUGUUGGUAAUCUGUUUGCCAGUCUGGGAAAAUAUAUAGCCUGCUGUAUCAUUGGACAUGCCGUCCAUGGCUUUCUCGUACUGCCAGCCAUUUACUUUGUCAUUACAAGGAAGAACCCAUACACCUUCCUCUGGGGGAUAUUCACAGCUUUGGCAACUGCCUUCGGAACAAGCUCCAGCUCAGCCACUCUGCCCCUGAUGAUGAAGUGCGUGGAGGAAAAUAACGGCGUAUCAAAGCACAUCAGCCGUUUCAUCCUGCCCAUCGGAGCAACGGUCAACAUGGACGGAGCUGCUCUCUUCCAGUGUGUGGCUGCUGUUUUCAUUGCUCAGCUGAACAACUUUUCCCUCAACUUCAUCCAAGUUAUUACCAUCCUUGUGACAGCCACAGCGUCCAGUGUUGGAGCAGCAGGUAUACCUGCCGGUGGUGUGUUGACCCUGGCCAUCAUCCUGGAGGCUGUAGGAUUGCCCACCAAUGACAUCUCUCUCAUCCUGGCUGUUGAUUGGCUUGUUGACCGUACUUGCACAGUGCUGAACGUAGAGGGCGAUGCCUUCGGAGCUGGGCUUUUGCAGCACUUUGUGGACCGUACGUCCAAACGAGACGAGGGAGCAGAGCUGAGCGAGGUCAGGAUGGGAGACCCAACACUUCCAGCCCCUGAGAGCUCACCGCUCAUUGAGAAGCGAGGUGGGAGGGACAGUGCAGACACUGCUAAGAAGUUUGUCCGCAGGCAUUUAGGAAACUUGAAGACUUUGGAGAAUGUGUGGUGUAGCAGUGAUGAGAUGAGUUGUACUGGCCGCACCCUGGAGUGA